This is a messenger RNA of Diatraea saccharalis (sugarcane borer), 1572 nucleotides long. The record is from the annotation of a GenBank genome assembly. NCBI's taxonomy places the organism in Eukaryota, Metazoa, Arthropoda, Insecta, Lepidoptera, Crambidae.
AUGUCGGUCGUAUAUCUCGUGUUUUUGUUUUUAUUCGUGAAUGCGUGUCACGGGGUCCUGGUGCAUACAGCCAAAGGCCCAGUUAGGGGACAGGAUGCGGGCUACUAUAGGACCUUCUUCGGUGUCCCGUACGCUUUGGUGGACAAAUCCAAUCCUUUCGGGGUAUCUUUGCCGUAUCCAGAUUUCACAACACCAUUCGCAGCUUCAGAUUCAUCAAUAAAGUGCCCCCAAGCAGUGUUUACAGCAGAGGGCAUAUUACAAUGCCUUCGACUGAAUAUUUACGUACCAAAAACCUCCAAAAGAAAUCUACCCGUACUGGUCUGGUUCCAUGGCGGAGGAUUCUUGUUCGGUAGCGCUGGAGAAUACGAUGGCAAAUAUUUGGUCAAACACGAGAUCAUUGUUGUAACAGCCAACUAUAGAAUGGGACCAUAUGGGUUCUUUUGUUUAGAAACUGAAGAUAUACCUGGCAACCAAGGGCUUAGAGAUCAAGUGACAGCUCUCAGAUGGAUAAAAAAUAAUAUUGCCGCAUUUGGUGGUAAUCCAAAUGAUAUAACUAUAUCUGGGGAAAGUUAUGGAGGUGGUGCGGUAGAAUUGCAUUUGUACUCUGAAAAUGAGAAGCUAUUUAAUAAAGCUAUCAUACAAAGUGGUGCUGCUGACGAAGAAGCUAUGUAUUUGCAACCAGAUAGCGAAGCGGCUUUUAAUCUUGCUAAAGUAUUCAAUCCAAGCGUGACAAAAGACGGUGCAUUAGAUUUACUAGCUAAACAAGAUCCUAUUGAAUUAAUGAUAGCUUUUAAUGCAACCGGUAAACUUCUAAGAGUAUGUAAGGAGAAGAAAUUUCGUAAUGGUCGUGUAGAGAAUUUUAUCACCACGAAUUCUUCGCAAUUUUUCAAUUUGAAAAAAGUUAGCGGCACACCUAUCAUGAUUGGUUAUAACAGCAAAGAAACUUUUAACGAUUUCGUGAUUCAACCAGAUGAAUUCUAUGAUGAAAACCAAGAUUUCAUUGAAAAGAAAAUUCGUGAUAAUUAUAAACUUAGUGAAGAAGAGUUGAAAAGAGAAGCAAAUAGGGUGAAGAGAUUUUAUUUGGGUAACAGGAAUAUUUCGAAAGACGUGAUGUUGGAAUUGAUAGACUUUAUGAGUGAUUUCUUUAUAAAUCACCCGGAAGAGAAAGCUGUCACAAGAUUCCUAAAUCAAAACACUGUUGUUUAUAAAUAUUUGUUUUCGUACAUUGGUAACAGUCCUUAUAAAAAUGUGACUGGUGUUGGUGCUUACCAUACUGAAGAAUUGCAGUAUUUAUUUGAAUGGAGUGAGGCUGGCGUGCUGAGUGGUGAUGAAAAUUUGAAAAUGAGAGACAGGAUGACUGCCAUGUGGGCGAAUUUCGUUAAACAUGGUAAACCAACGACGUGCAAAACAGAUUUGUUGCCAGUUAAGUGGGAGCAAGCGUUGCCAAAUAACAGGGCUUAUUUGAAUAUAGACAAGGAGAUGAAAAUGGGAAACCAUGUGUACAAAAAACGCAUGGACUUCUGGGAUAACUUCUGGAAGAUACACGAGAAGGAUUAUGUGUUCCAGAAGUAG